AUGGGUAUGGACACGAACGGUCACGGCCGUUUUUACUCAGGUAAAGUGUGCACGCUCAGGGUCUUGCACUUUUAACUUCUUGGUGCGAGAAGAACGUGCUGCGUGUCCCCUGAAGUCUCUCGCGUUCAAAGGGCAGCCCUUCCUCCCCCUCGGGUGCCCUCCUUGUCUUGCCACCGCGCUCGGCGUGCGCCAGAGCCGCUGCAGACAGAUCGCACACAAAGGAGGAAGGACUCGCGCUAAAGUUUCAGGGGCCUGACGCCGGCUGCUGCCCCUUUGCAAACGUGCCCUGGGAAACGUCCAGCCCUGCAUGCUGAAGUCGAGGAGACAAGGAGCCGAGGGGACGCCUGCCCGUCCGCAGCGUCACGCUCGGCUCGAGAGAAGCCCCUGGGGAAGGGCGUCGGAGGAGAGGCCGAAGGGGAGCCGGGCUGACAGAGCGAGCCAGCCAGGGACACCCAGCAUCGUUCGCUUCCCUAUCGGCGGCGCGGGCCCUUUGCAGCCUGCCCGGGACAAACCUUGCAGCAGCUCCACUGGCUGAGAGCGGCGAGCGCUGCUGCCAAAACGGCUCAAGCCAAGCGCCCCUUUUCUCCAGCCCCCCCUCCAAGCAGCAGCAGCCGCCAGCCGCUCAAAUGGAGUGGAAAAUGGCCAGUGGUGGCAUAUAGCGCCAUAGAUUAUCUGCUUCACGUUUUGUAUUUAGCUGCCUCUAAUCUGCUUUCCUUUGCCUGAGCCCCCGGGUAGGGGGUCAGGCGGGAGGGAGCCUGUCCUUUGCGGCCGGUACUAUACGCGCUAAUGUUUAUAUGAUUAGCUGAGCCCAGGGGUGGGGAGUCGAGAGAGGGGGGUGGAGACUGGAGGAGGAGGCGGGAGGUGACUCCAGUUCAGAGCGGGUGGAGAGUCUGUGUCAGGAUUUAGCAGUCCCCAGUCACACACACCGAGGUGCAUGAGCGAAAAGGAGCUUGCACUACAAUUCACUGGGAUUGUGUGCGUGUGUUGCGUUACCCCCACCCCCCUUUGCUGUGUGUGUGUUACUAGCUCCGCGCUUGGUUCCAGGGCUCCAGCCGUUCACGGGGCAGCGGCGGCGAGAGGCAGACGAGAAAUACGAGGAGGGGCUGGAACUGUAUCAUGCCAGAGGCCAGAAUGUCAUCCAGGGAGAUGUAAAUUAGGUCGAUGCGAACGACAGAGCCGCGGAGAAGGGAGGGGGCUUUGCGCUGCAAAAUUUGAGUUGGUCGCUCCGGCUGCUCCUGCCAUCGCCUUUUAUUCCCCUUCGUUGCGGAGAAAGGACUCCCAAGGCUGGUCCCCUACCCUGGGCUUGGCACCGUGGUCCACCCCUUUGAUUUAUUGCUGUUAUUUAUUUAUUUAUUUGUGUUGGUCGGGGAGCCUGGCUAUUUUCGACCUUCCCUGCGGAGCGGGGUGUUGGAAACUGCCGGAAAAUGUUGACUUAGCCCUUAGCAAAGCCUACCAAGACCGACCGGCCGGCCGCUUGGAGGAGGAGGAGGAGAAGCCGCCUUGCGUGUGUUGUCCCAGCUCAGCAGCGAGCUGCAGAGCCAGCUGCCUCCCUCUCUCCCGACCCAGCCCAGCUUUCUCCUGCCCGGUCCCCGUUGCGCCUGCUGUUGCUUGAACUAACUCCUCUGCCCCUGGCGUUCAGAGGGGGCUCACCCGGCGCACUCCUCCGGGGCACCCGAGUUGAGCGAGAGAGACCCUGGCCCGGCUUCGGUUCCGCACAGCGAGGUAUGAAGAUCAAUGAUACAGACCACUGGCUUGAAUGAUGCUGGGCAUUUAUAACUGGGUUCAUUAAGGAAUACAAAGAAAAUACUUAAAGGGAUCAAUAAUGGUGUCUUCUGGUUGCAGAAUGCAAUUUUUUUGGUUACUUCUCAUAAUCAGCUUCCUGCAGUGUACAGAAGGUUUCAGCCGAGCAGCAUUACCAUUUGGUUUAGUUAGGAGGGAACUGUCUUGUGAGGGCUACUCCAUUGACCUUCGGUGUCCAGGAAGUGAUGUCAUUAUGAUAGAGAGUGCUAAUUAUGGACGGACAGAUGACAAGAUUUGUGAUGCCGACCCUUUCCAGAUGGAAAACACAGAAUGCUUCCUCCCAGAUGCCUACAAAAUUAUGACACAAAGGUGCAACAACCGAACACAGUGUAUAGUAGUUACUGGGUCAGAUGUGUUUCCUGAUCCUUGUCCUGGAACGUACAAAUAUCUUGAAGUUCAGUAUGAAUGUGUUCCUUACAUUUUUGUUUGCCCGGGGACGUUGAAAGCAAUUGUGGACUCACCGUCUUUAUAUGAAGCUGAACAAAAGGCAGGUGCUUGGUGCAAAGAUCCUCUCCAGGCUGCAGAUAAAAUAUACUUCAUGCCAUGGACUCCAUAUCGCACUGAUACUUUGAUAGAAUAUGCUUCUUUAGAGGACUUCCAAAAUGGACGCCAGCAGACAACUUACAAACUUCCAAAUCGAGUGGACGGCACUGGAUUUGUGGUGUAUGAUGGUGCUGUAUUUUUUAACAAAGAAAGAACCAGGAACAUUGUAAAGUUUGAUUUGAGGACUAGAAUUAAGAGUGGAGAGGCCAUUAUCAAUUAUGCUAACUACCAUGACACUUCUCCAUACAGAUGGGGAGGAAAGACUGAUAUUGAUUUAGCAGUUGAUGAAAAUGGCUUAUGGGUAAUUUAUGCUACGGAACAAAACAACGGAAUGAUAGUUAUUAGCCAGUUGAAUCCAUACACUCUUCGCUUUGAAGCAACAUGGGAAACCACAUAUGACAAACGGGCAGCAUCCAAUGCUUUUAUGAUAUGUGGAGUCCUCUAUGUAGUCCGAUCAGUGUAUCAAGACAACGAAAGUGAAACUGGCAAGAAUGCAAUUGAUUACAUUUACAACACCAGGUUAAGCAGAGGAGAAAAUGUAGAAGUUCCCUUCCCCAACCAGUACCAGUACAUUGCAGCAGUGGAUUAUAACCCAAGAGAUAACCACCUGUAUGUGUGGAACAACAACUUCAUUCUACGAUACUCUCUAGAGUUUGGCCCACCUGACCCUGCCCAAGUGCCUACUACCGCAGUGACAAUAACUUCUUCAGCAGAGCUAUACAAAACCACUGUGUCAACCAUAAGCACGACUUCACAGAAAGGCCCCAUAAGCACAACAUUAGCUGGAGGCACAAAGGAAGGAAGCAGAGGGCCCAAGCCACCACCAGCGGUUUCCACAACGAAAAUUCCUCCUGUGACAAGUUUUUUCCCUUUGCCAGAGAGAUUCUGUGAACCUGAUGAGGCCAGGGGGAUUAGCUGGCCUCAGACGCAAAGAGGAAUGAUGGUUGAACGUCCUUGUCCCAAAGGAACUCGAGGAACUGCCUCGUAUCUCUGCAUGGUUUCCACUGGAACAUGGAACCCUAAGGGCCCUGAUCUUAGCAACUGUACCUCACACUGGGUAAAUCAGCUGGCUCAGAAGAUCAGAAGUGGAGAAAAUGCUGCUAGUCUGGCCAAUGAGCUGGCUAAACACACCAAAGGACCAGUUUUUGCUGGUGAUGUGAGUUCAUCAGUGAGGUUGAUGGAACAGUUGGUGGACAUUCUUGAUGCUCAACUGCAAGAACUGAGGCCUAGUGAAAAAGACUCAGCCGGGCGGAGUUAUAACAAGCUCCAAAAACGAGAGAAGACAUGCAGGGCUUACCUUAAGGCAAUCGUUGACACAGUGAACAACCUGCUCAGGCCUGAAGCUCUAGAAUCCUGGAAAGAUAUGAAUUCUUCCGAACAAGCACACGCUGCAACAAUGUUACUUGAUACACUAGAAGAAGGGGCUUUUGUCUUGGCUGACAAUCUCUUAGAACCAACUAGAGUCUCAAUGCCCACCGAAAACAUUGUUCUGGAAGUUGCAGUGCUCAGUACAGAAGGCCAGGUGCAGGACUUGAAAUUUCCUCAGGGCAGUGAAGGAGGCAAUUUGAUCCAACUCUCCGCAAACACUGUGAAACAGAACAGCAGGAAUGGAUUAGCAAAAUUGGUUUUCAUCAUUUACAAAAGUUUGGGACGCUUCCUCAGUACCGAAAAUGCGACCAUAAAGCUGGGUAGUGACUUCGUUGGUCGGAACAGUACCAUUGCAGUGAACUCCCACGUCAUCGCAGCCUCCAUCAACAAGGAGUCCAGCCGUGUGUACCUGACUGAUCCUGUGCUUUUUACCCUGGAACACAUUGAUCCUGACAAUUAUUUCAAUGCAAAUUGCUCCUUCUGGAACUACUCAGAGAGGACUAUGAUGGGAUAUUGGUCCACUCAGGGGUGCAAGCUGAUUGACACAAAUAAAACUCAUACAUCUUGUGCUUGCAGCCACCUAACAAACUUUGCAAUCCUUAUGGCCCAUAGGGAAAUUGCGUACAAAGAUGGAGUGCAUGAGCUACUCCUUACUGUCAUCACCUGGGUGGGAAUUGUCAUCUCCCUUGUAUGCCUGGCCAUCUGCAUCUUCACAUUCUGUUUCUUCCGUGGCCUGCAAAGUGAUCGUAAUACUAUUCACAAGAAUCUUUGUAUCAACCUAUUCAUUGCAGAGUUCAUUUUCCUAAUAGGCAUCGAUAAAACAGAAUACAAAAUUGCAUGUCCAAUAUUUGCAGGCCUCUUACACUUUUUCUUCCUGGCAGCAUUUGCCUGGAUGUGUCUAGAAGGAGUGCAGCUCUAUCUCAUGUUAGUAGAAGUAUUUGAAAGUGAAUAUUCUAGGAAGAAGUACUACUAUGUUGCUGGCUACCUCUUCCCUGCCACAGUAGUUGGUGUCUCAGCAGCUAUUGACUAUAAGAGCUAUGGAACAGAGAAAGCUUGCUGGCUCCACGUAGAUAACUAUUUUAUCUGGAGUUUCAUUGGGCCUGUUACCUUCAUUAUUCUGCUGAAUCUUAUCUUCCUGGUGAUCACAUUGUGCAAAAUGGUGAAGCACUCAAACACUCUGAAACCAGACUCUAGCAGGUUGGAAAACAUUAAGUCCUGGGUCUUAGGUGCAUUUGCUCUCCUGUGUCUUCUUGGCCUAACAUGGUCAUUUGGUCUGCUGUUUAUCAAUGAAGAGACUGUUGUGAUGACAUAUCUUUUCACAGUAUUUAAUGCUUUCCAGGGAAUGUUUAUUUUCAUCUUUCAUUGUGCCCUUCAAAAGAAAGUACGUAAGGAAUAUGGAAAGUGCUUCCGACAUUCCUAUUGCUGUGGUGGACUACCAACUGAGAGCCCCCACAAUUCAGUGAAGGCGUCGACAACAAGAACUAGCGCUCGCUAUUCCUCUGGCACUCAGAGUCGUAUAAGAAGGAUGUGGAACGACACUGUGAGAAAACAAUCUGAAUCUUCCUUUAUCUCAGGUGACAUCAACAGCACUUCAACACUUAAUCAAGGACAUUCACUGAACAAUGCCAGGGAUACAAGUGCCAUGGAUACUCUACCGCUAAAUGGUAAUUUCAACAACAGCUACUCAUUGCGCAAUGGAGAUUAUAAUGACAGUGUGCAAGUUGUAGACUGUGGACUAAGCCUGAAUGAUACUGCUUUUGAAAAAAUGAUCAUUUCAGAAUUAGUGCACAACAACCUGCGGGGCAGCAGCAAGAACCACAACCUGGAGCGCACACUCCCAGCCAAAGCUGUGAUUGGCGGGAGCAGUAGCGAAGAUGACGCAAUUGUGGCGGAUGCUUCAUCUUUGAUGCACAGUGACAACCCAGGACUGGAGCUUCACCAUAAGGAGCUUGAGGCACCACUCAUUCCCCAACGGACUCACUCGCUUCUGUACCAGCCACAGAAGAAAGUGAAGACUGAAGGAACUGACAGCUACGUCUCACAACUGACAGCUGAGGCUGAAGACCACCUACAAUCCCCCAACAGAGACUCUCUUUACACAAGCAUGCCCAAUCUUAGAGACUCUCCUUAUCCAGAGAGCAGCCCUGAUGUUGAAGAAGAUCUCUCUCCCUCCAGGAGGAGUGAGAAUGAAGACAUUUACUACAAAAGCAUGCCAAAUCUUGGAGCUGGCCAUCAGCUUCAGAUGUACUAUCAAAUCAGCAGGGGCAAUAGUGAUGGCUAUAUAAUUCCCAUUAACAAAGAAGGAUGUAUCCCAGAAGGAGAUGUUAGGGAAGGGCAAAUGCAACUAGUGACAAGCCUUUAAUAGUGUAGCAAAGAAAUACUAAAGGCCACAUACAAGUAUUAAAAAGACUUUAUUGGCCCAACGCAGGCUCCCUCAUAUCUGCUCAAAGAGACUAUUCUGUUCACCCUGUGGUUCUCCGGUGUAAAGGGAAUGACUGGACCUUGCAGUUCUGUGAAUUUUUAUAAAACAAAAACUUUGUAUAUACACAGAGUAUACUAAAAUGAAUUAUUUGUUACAAAGAGAAGAGAUACCAACAAGGUAUUUUAAGAUAUCUUCUGCUGCUGAGUUUAACAAAAUUGUGAAACAAACAAACAAAGAUGAAAACUUUCCAGCCAUUUUACUGCAGCAGUUUGUGAACUAUAUUUGUAAAUAUGGCUGCACCCUCCCCCCUCCUUUUUUGGGUAGGCCUGCAUUGUAUUAUAUACAAGACGUAGGCUCUAAAAUCCUGUGGGACAAAUUUACUGUACCUUAUUAUUCCUGACAAGACUUUCAAAAGCAGGAGAGAGAGAUUCUGCAUCAGUUUGCAGUUCACUGCAAAUCUUUUCCAUUAAGGCAAAGAUUGAAAACAUGUCUAACCACUAGCAAUCAAGCCACAGGCCUUAUUUCAUAUAUUUCCUCAACUGUACAAUGAACUGUUCUUGUGAAAGAUGGCUAAAGAAAUUAUAUUUUGUUCUAUUGCUAGGGUAAAAAAAUACAUUUGUGUCCAACUGAAAUAUAAUUAUUAAAAAUAACUUUAAAGAAUUUGAAGAAAAUAUUGUGAAGAGCUCUUGGUUGCACAUAUGUUAUAAGCUGGUUUUCUUACACUUUGUUCAUAGUACUGUAGUAUGUUUAAAUUCCAAGUUCUACCUGUUUUCACUUAUUUUCCACUGUAAACAGUGUUCUGCUUUGAGAAGUUAAUUUUUAUUCUUAUGUUUGACUUUUUUUUAUUGCCAAAAAAACCAAACAACCGAUUUCCAAGGAGAAAUUUCUCUUAGAAGCCAGUUAUGCCAUGCCUUGCACAAAUUUGGUAAAAUCUAGCCAAGAUUGUAAAUCAAUUCCCUGUUCAUUCUUUAACCAGGGAGGGAAGGGGAGGGCUAAUGGGGACACUGGACACUUCUCUCAAACUUUCUGGUGAACAAAAGGUGCCUGUCCUUUUAAAAAUUAAAUAAAACAAAUAUUAUUCCUCCAUAUUCCUUCUGCCUAUAUUUAGUAAUUUAUUUUAUGAUAAAGAUCUAAUGAAAUGUAAAUUGUUUCAGCAAAAUUCUGCUUUUUUUCGUCCCUUUGUGUAAAACUGUUAAUGAGCCCAUCACUAAUAACCAAUGUAAAGUUUAACACCUGUUUGACAGUAAAUAAAUGUGAAUUUUUUUCCAA
Chelonia mydas (Green sea turtle) is the source of this 7402-nucleotide messenger RNA. It is a transcript of the gene ADGRL2, whose product is annotated as adhesion G protein-coupled receptor L2. Gene Ontology annotation, cellular component: membrane; neuron projection. Bases 1823 to 6073 code for a protein of 1416 amino acids. Gene Ontology annotation, molecular function: carbohydrate binding; G protein-coupled receptor activity. The transcript is spliced from 21 exons. Gene Ontology annotation, biological process: brain development; cell surface receptor signaling pathway; adenylate cyclase-activating G protein-coupled receptor signaling pathway. Lineage: Eukaryota; Metazoa; Chordata; Testudines; Cheloniidae. The record is from RefSeq and is a predicted model, not a curated record.